Capsicum annuum is the source of this 1564-nucleotide messenger RNA. RefSeq names its product protein S-acyltransferase 11-like. NCBI's taxonomy places the organism in Eukaryota, Viridiplantae, Streptophyta, Magnoliopsida, Solanales, Solanaceae. The record is from RefSeq and is a predicted model, not a curated record. Gene Ontology annotation, molecular function: palmitoyltransferase activity. The transcript has 4 exons. Bases 277 to 1344 code for a protein of 355 amino acids.
UCCAAUGAUUCGACAAUACUUCAAAAAAUCAGUCUAGAUGAUUCAUCAAACUAAGCAAAGGAAGGUUCAUUUGAGACUCACCUAUAUAGAAAGUAUAAGGAUCUCCAUUGUACACUUUAAUUACCAAGAUACUUCAUUGGUACUCAUAAACGAAAUUGGUGUGGGAAACAGUGAGGCCUGUCUUGGCACAACAUUUGCAGAAGUGAAUGUCCCUUUGGAAAUCGAUUUGUAUCUGAUUAAGUACUAAAAUUCAUGAAUAACUUGAAAUAAUGUAGGAUGGGAGCGUGGGAGAUCUCGAGUCUACUACUGGCCUUUUUAGAAAAAGAGAAUUUCCAGGGAGGCCACUAUGUGACAGCUCUUAUUGAGGACUACAAGACGACAUGUUGGGGUUGUGGACUUCAUUUACUUGUUUCGCCAUAUGCACCUUCUUUCAAGUGUUUCUGGUGCGGAGCAAUAACAAACCAGAAUGCAGUUGAAGUUGAGAACAAGAACUUUAAGUGGAGACGCUUGCGUGAUCGCGGCUUUGUUGGUGUGCUUGUUGUCAUUAUGCUAAUUGUGAUAUGUGCUGGUGUCUGGGCAAUUUAUCCUAUAGUAUUUUCAAUCAGUUACUUCUGCGGUAGUGUUCACUCUUCAGUUGCUGUAGCGUUGUCUAUUUCUACCUUGUCCACAUUUGGCCUUGCUGCAUUUCGUUCAGCUGGUGCUCCACCAGACAUAUUUUGGGGUAGCUAUCCUGCUGUUAAGAAAGGUGGGCUUGAGGAUUAUACUUUUUGUCAGUAUUGUUCAAAGCCAAAGUCUCCUAGGGCACGCCAUUGUCGUUCUUGUGGAAUGUGUAUACUGGACAUGGAUCAUCAUUGCCCACUUAUUGGCAAUUGUGUUGGUGCAACAAACCACAGGAGCUUCAUCAUUUUCCUGAUUUCAGCAAUCAUUAGCACAAUUUAUGUGUCCAUCAUUUCUGUGUAUGCAGCUUUUCAUUUUUGGCCACCACUAAGCGACAAACCAAUUCACUUUUUCAAUGGAGCUGUGGGUCAAAAGCUGCAUUUGAGAACCUUGAAAGAUGUGUUACUUGCAUUUCUGGAGUUUGCAUCAUUUGUACCCGUGAGAGGACUUGUACUGGUCUACCUGUUUAUUGUUAGUGUUUCUAUCCAGAUAAGUUUAAGUGCGCUGUUGUGGCAGCAACUCUGCUUUAUAAAUGAGGGUAAGACCUACUUGAGUCAUAUAAGUACAUCUGAGGGUGAUGAAACUGCAGAAAAGAAUUGCCAAAAUCUCAUCCACUUCUUUGGCUGUCCAAUGACAACAAGAAGAUUUUUGCCAAUCUUCUUCAGUUCUAGGAAGAAACACAAGUGAAGCUUGAAGUGGAUUUAUGCCAAAUAAAAUUUAGAAUAUUACAGCAUCUUUUUUUCCCUAAAAAGGACCUUUUUGUAACAAUAUAUUAAAUUUUUUUGCUGGAAUAUUGUAGAACUAUUGUAAAAACAAGUGUAGGAUUGUUGCAUGAAUAUCGAGUAUUUUUAAUAAUCAUCUUUAAAAUAUGUGAAAUGAGGAUAUAUUAGUAUAAAUUGAUAGAUGC